AUGUCCUCGCUCAAACCUGUAAUCCAAGGAUUUCUUCCCGUCAUCGGACUCGCUUUAGUAGGAAGUGGAACUUAUGGUAUUCUCAAACCAUUGAAUAUGGCCCACAUCUUUGGUAUUCUGAACGCUGGUCAACCCGAGGUACUCUUCUACCCGGGUUUAGCGGGUCGAAACCUUGCAGCUGGUAUCGCAGUCCUAUUCCUUACCUACCAAAGACAGUUCAAACCACUUGGCACAUUCUUACUCUCCUGGAUGGUAGUUGGUUUCGUCGACACCUGGAUCUGUUUAACCAACCCAAAGGUUGUCAACACUUGGCUGCAUGUCAUGAACACUGGUCUCCUCGCGGUUGUUUCUUCUGGGUUAUUGGACUGGUGGUAG
This is a messenger RNA of Kwoniella botswanensis, 375 nucleotides long. RefSeq lists its product as uncharacterized. The transcript has 2 exons. Lineage: Eukaryota; Fungi; Basidiomycota; Tremellomycetes; Tremellales; Cryptococcaceae. The record is from RefSeq and is a predicted model, not a curated record. Bases 1 to 375 code for a protein of 124 amino acids.